CUAAGUUCGGAAACAAAAUUUCUUCUCUGCGGAAAAGGACUGCUGCAACUACUGGAUUAUGGCCCCGCUACUCGGGGUUUUUUCCUUGCGUUUUCCUCGCGUUGCACGAAGCGCCGCUUCCAGCGUUCUGAGCGCUCCUGUUUCACUGCAAGACGUCAGGGGAGAUACGGAGCGGCUCGGGUGAGAUCGAGAGCAUGGCACCGACCCUCUCCACGGCCCCGGCGAGAGCUCUCAACCCCUUCCAUCCCCCUCUCACGGAGCCCCUUCUAACCUUUCCCAGCUCCAAGCCUCCCUUCCCCGCAUCGAGAGCUUCGCACCCCAGCGGAAGGCUUCGAGGCGGAGGGAAUCCCCCUCUCCUUCCGGUGAUCAGAGCUCAGAACACCCCAGAUUACGUUCCGGAUUCGAAGUUCUACAAAGUAGAAGCGAUUCUGAGGCCGUGGCGAGUCCCGCAUGUUUCAUCGGGGUUGCUGAAAAUGGGUAUUCGUGGGGUGACGGUUUCUGAUGUUCGAGGCUUUGGGGCACAGGGCAGCUCGACUGAGAGGCAUGGUGGAUCUGAAUUUUCAGAAGACAAAUUUGUAGCUAAAGUUAAAAUGGAGAUAGUGGUGUGCAAGGACCAGGUUGAAGCUGUAAUUGAGAAAAUAAUAGAGGAAGCAAGAACUGGAGAAAUUGGUGAUGGAAAGAUUUUCUUGGUGCCUGUUUCAGAUGUUAUAAGAGUUCGCACAGGCGAGCGUGGAGAGGAGGCUGAGAGGAUGACCGGUGGACGGUCCGAUAUGAUUUCUGCAGCAUCUAGUUAAUCAGACAUUUGCUUGUUGUAAAAUUAGAUUUGUUCUGCAUUCUGUAUCCCUAAAUAUACUUAUGCAUAACUUGCAAUUAUAUAUCAUGCAGCAACUUGUAUGUAUAACAAAAUAAACCUUGCAACCUGUUACUAGAUUGCUGUCUCUAUGCCUA
Molecule: messenger RNA, 948 nt
Organism: Phoenix dactylifera (date palm)
Lineage: Eukaryota; Viridiplantae; Streptophyta; Magnoliopsida; Arecales; Arecaceae
Gene: GLB1
Product: nitrogen regulatory P-II-like protein
Biological process (GO): regulation of nitrogen utilization
Cellular component (GO): cytosol; chloroplast thylakoid
Molecular function (GO): ATP binding; enzyme regulator activity
Source: RefSeq, a predicted model, not a curated record